UGGUAGUCUUUUUGGGAUCUAUAUCCGUUAUAUACACAGAUUGUGUCCCAAGAUCCCUACUUUCUUCGUCAGAAAGAACCUGUUGGAAUGGCCAAAGGCUUUUGUCUACAUUCAUGUCUUGACAGAUCACUUUUUCCUGCGUUAAGGAAGACUGGUUUUAUUUUUUGAGAUGGGAGGAGUUCCAAAAAAUAUUCACAAAGCAUGCUUCGACGAUUAGAAUGCCUCGGUGCAUCUAAUCUACUUGGCAAAGCGACAAAAACCGCCUCUUUGCUCUGUAGACGGCCUAUGCCCGUAUUCUCUCGCGUCUACAGAUCUUACAGUACAGGCUUGCCGCCAACAGAGAAUGUUGAAUGCUUUAUCUCGACUCAUACAGAUCCUUUUGUCAAUCUCGCAAUAGAAGACCACCUAUUUAAAACUACGGAUCCUGAGAAAUAUAUUCUCUAUUUAUGGAGAAAUAAACCCUGUGUGGUGGUUGGUCGCAACCAAAACCCUUUCAAAGAAUGCAACCUUCAAUAUAUGGAGGAGAAUAAUAUACCACUUGUUCGUCGACGUUCAGGAGGUGGAACUGUAUACCACGAUAUGGGAAAUUCAAUUUACACCAUCUUCAUGCCUCGCACAGCGUUUACGAGGGAUGCUAAUGCAGAACUCGUGGCUCGGGCACUUCAUCAGCUAGAUAUUCCCGCAUAUAUAAACAGCCGACAUGACAUAGCAGUAGACGGGUUUAAGGUCUCUGGAAGUGCUUACAAAUUGACCAACCAAAGAGCAUACCACCAUGGCACCAUGCUGAUAGACACCGACGUCGAUAAGUUGCGCGGCGCGUUAAAGGUCAACAAAGAUCGCCUAGUUACCAAAGGUGUUGCCUCAGUACCAUCACCCGUCACCAACUUGCGAAGUUAUUCCUACACUAUAGACCACCAACAAUUUUGCGAAGCAGUAAUAGAAGAGUUUUUAUACACACAUAAUGAUAAUAAGCCGGUAGAGCCAACCGUUUUUUCAAAAGACGACAUUUCUCAUUUACCAGAAGGAGUCAUAAAGUCAAGAGACGAACUUACAUCUUGGGAUUGGAUUUACGGCCAAACACCAGAAUUUACGCACGACUUUGAAAUGGAAAUGAGCUGGGGAACUGUUACUGCCUUCAUUCGAUCGCGGCAUGGUCGCGUUACUGAGGCAAGUCUCACAUCGACGGUCUCAGAGGCCCAAGAGGUGAUGGUUAUCGCGGCUCUAGAGGAAGCUUUAAAAGGCUGUAAAUACUCACCUCAAGGUAUCGAAGAUGCACGGGCCAAAAUCGAACAAAAUAUUCCGGGCCUGAUAAAUUCAUCCAAUAGAAAUUUGGUCACAGAUUUGUGUCAUAAACUUCAGCUAACAUUGUGAUCAGUUGACCUUGUCAUUGUAAAGUAAUGUUACGUGCUGCCAAUUUCAUUCGCCCAGCAUCCAAAAUGUCAAUAAAUAUGGCCAAAGGUACAUGUGACCGUGGACAUCAAGCGUAAAGCGCGCACCCUG
Umbelopsis ramanniana AG is the source of this 1500-nucleotide messenger RNA. RefSeq lists its product as uncharacterized. Gene Ontology annotation, biological process: protein lipoylation. The transcript is spliced from 5 exons. The record is from RefSeq and is a predicted model, not a curated record. Gene Ontology annotation, molecular function: lipoyltransferase activity. Bases 202 to 1371 code for a protein of 389 amino acids. Gene Ontology annotation, cellular component: mitochondrion; cytoplasm. Lineage: Eukaryota; Fungi; Mucoromycota; Umbelopsidomycetes; Umbelopsidales; Umbelopsidaceae.